AUGAAUCCCAGUAAUCUAAUAACCUCAGAACUUCUUUUAAUACAAGUUCAAGUACAAGACCCAGAUAUUCUUGAAUUAAUUCUGCAAGAAAUCACUGCUGAAUUUAAAAAAGUGACUAUAGAAGUUGCUGCUGCUGUUAGAUCUCCUAUUUAUGAAACCAAUCUAGUCUGUGUAGACAAUUUUCAUAAAGACAUAGAAGAAGACCCUUUUGAUCUAGGUUAUUUAUAUAAAAUUGCUACAAGUUGGCAUGAUAGAAUAAAGAAUAACUUAGUAUAUUGGAAUAAAGAAACCCAUCUAGAUGAAAGUUUAUUCAGUUGUUCAUCUAAUAGCCUUAAAGCCAAAACCAUUGCAUGGUUAAGUAUUGCAAACCUUGAUAGUUUGAAUGUUGCAAUACAAGAUACUCAUAAAAUUGAAGCUAAAGAAUACUAUAAUAAGAAGAAUGAAAGAGACAAAGCAUAUAACAUACCAGUAGCAACCCAGAAUUUCAAACUAAUUAAUAUGAAAGUAAUGACCACACAAGCCUUUACAAUCACAAGAACCACCACUACUCAUUGCCAUAUUAGGAUUAAAGAAAAUCUCAUAGUAGCUAUACUCAAUUUAGAUGUCACUAUUAGCAUAAUGUCGAAUAAAAUAGCAGAAAAAUUGCAGUUGAAGAUCAAUGAACCUUCUACUACAAUGGUUAUUGUUGCAAAUAAAGCUAAAACAAAGGCUCUUGAAAAAUAA
Messenger RNA from Cetraspora pellucida, 723 nucleotides. The record is from the annotation of a GenBank genome assembly. Lineage: Eukaryota; Fungi; Glomeromycota; Glomeromycetes; Diversisporales; Gigasporaceae.